Gaeumannomyces tritici R3-111a-1 is the source of this 366-nucleotide messenger RNA. RefSeq lists its product as hypothetical. The coding region runs from base 1 to 366 and encodes 121 amino acids. The record is from RefSeq and is a predicted model, not a curated record. Lineage: Eukaryota; Fungi; Ascomycota; Sordariomycetes; Magnaporthales; Magnaporthaceae. The transcript is spliced from 5 exons.
AUGGGCAGCAAGACACCCUCUUUCAUGCAGGGCAACUGGUGCAAGUCAUCGCAAGAUGAGGAGGACUACACGCCACGGUCACCCAUGGACAAGCUACUUUCUCGCUUCGCGUUGGCUGGCGUCAUCGAAUUGUUGCCUGCGCUCAUGGGCUUGCCUAUUCUCCGUCAACCACUUUGUCCGCAGUCAACUUCUCCCACAGCGCUCCUGCGUUUCGCCGGCUGUCGCAAUCACCACUCGCGCAUCCCAAGCUCUCCUCCCCAACAGCGCUGCAUUGUGCCGGCCUACAUUGCCUCGGUCGGUCGGGGCGCUCCCGCGGUCUGUAGAUCGCGCAAGUUGGGUUUGCGCCCCGAGCCACCCUCCCUCUGA